Aphanomyces invadans is the source of this 1906-nucleotide messenger RNA. RefSeq lists its product as hypothetical. The record is from RefSeq and is a predicted model, not a curated record. The transcript is spliced from 13 exons. NCBI's taxonomy places the organism in Eukaryota, Oomycota, Saprolegniomycetes, Saprolegniales, Verrucalvaceae. The coding region runs from base 18 to 1781 and encodes 587 amino acids.
CCUCAAGCAGGCGCGCGAUGGGAGGAAGGCCCCCAUGCGUUCCGUUGGCCUCGUCGUAUGUAUCGUUUUGCGCCAAAAAGCAUGCCGACCCCAUCGCAGACGUAGAUCAAGUGUUCGAGAAUCAAUCCUUGGCACUGCAUGUUGACAACAUGGACCCGGAGGAGGUUCGCAUCAUGUUUGACUUUCUCUCGAAGUGUACGACCAUCGAGCAUGCUCAUGUCGAUGUGGGCAAAGUUCCGACGAAGCGAGCGUUUCGCCAAAAGUUGAUUCGCCUUGGCCUGGAUGAGCCGUACGCUAUGCUUCCACAAGGUUACCUCAAAAUUAUGAGAAGCAUCAGCGUCAUGGCCUCCAAGGCAACGGAGCUCGUGUCUCUUCAUCUAGCAGGCAUUCAAAUCCCUCUUGAAGUCGCUUCUGAUCUCGCCAGUGGACUCCACGCAUGUCGUGCCCUGCAGUCCAUUAGUUUCGAAGGCUCGAACUUGGGCGACAACGGAUUGGACAUUCUCGAAGAACAAUUGGCAAACCGCCCGAGCUUGUGCCACUUGGGCUUGGCACACUGCAAGCUCACGGACACCAGCGCGCGGCCCCUCGCCCGCAUUAUCAGGGCGCAAGCUGCUCGCCGUGAUGAAGUCUAUUGGAGCACAACCUUGCGCGGCCAAACCGUGCCGAAUCGAGGCGAAGGCUGUUUCCUGCUAAACUUGGAGUCGAAUGCGUUUGGCGAUGCCGCCACCGAUAUCUUGUGCCAUUCGUUGUACAACGACAAUUGGCUCUACGGGUUGAACCUGAAUGGAAAUACCGUCGGGCCCCGCGGCGUGCUCAACUUUGCCGACAUUUUGCAAACCAACACGACGCUGACGGUGCUUUUGCUGCAAAGCAACUCAAACACAGACGACCGAGUUGCAUCGUUUAUCAAUACGCUGCUACGGGAUCGACAAAAGGCUACGACGUCGAUGAAUCAUCCCAUGGAGCACAUGCUGCUCAAGGCAGUGCUCAAGUCGUGGGGGUGUCGCCGCCGCACGGCCGAGGACGAUCUACUGGCAAAACUGCUCAACAAACGCAAAAAGACUAGCGUUGUCAGCAAAGUUGACCAUCGCGGACCGAAUCUAGUGCGUCGGGCAAGACCCACCGCGCCGUUCGUUUCUACAUCUGUGUCUACCAAACUACGCCGACCGCCUUUGGCAACGUCCAGUGCCAGAACGACAUUACACAGCGUGAAAUCCAAAUCAGCGGGAAGGCCACAAAAGGCCGUGGCGAAGUCGAAGCCGACCGGCGGGGGGGCGAUUCCCUCGCUCGAGAAUCGCGGCAAUGUCUCCGACCCGUCGUUACGUCAAAAAGUUGAUGCGGCGGCGAGACCUGUUGAAGAUACAACGGCGCUAGACAUGCUCGUCGACCAACGGGUGUUCCGGUCCAACCAAGAACCAACCUCCAACCCUGCCAAGCGUCAGGACGAGCAAUUGCUCGUCAAGUUGAUGGAGCGCAUCUCGACGCUCGAAUCUGCCCAGGAAAAGGCACAAGAGCACAUUGACCGCGUCGAGGCAGAAAACGUGGCGCUCAAGCAGCGACUGCUCGCGGAGCCCAAGGGCGCGCAGCCGACGGCCGAGGCUGAAAUGAUUCAAGCUUUGGAGUCCGCGAUUGUUCAGCUCACGGCACAAGUCCACACCCUCGAGAAAACACGGAAGGCGUCACCCAAAGCAAAACGCAUCGUCGCCACUGAACCACUGACGGAUGCCAUGCUCGACGACCUGUCCGUCCAACUGAAGCGCAGUUUCGGCCUCGACGAGUAAACAAUCAUCGCCGUUGUACAAAGUAUGGAGAGAAACGUCAAUUAUCGUUCAAGCAGGACGUGCGAAAGUCCUCUUGCUGUGGACCAUACGUGCAGAGCAAGUUGCAACAGGUUUCGUUCAGACCG